ACAGUGUGAUUCUGAAUAAAAACUGGAAAACACUUAAAGAUACUACAGAUUUAUAUUUAUACAUAUUUAUAUUUAUAUAUCCAGUAACAUAAACUACACUAAAACUAAGUACACCACACAGUUCAGAUUAAACUCUAACAUGAUGCAUUCAAGUCUGACAACAUGUGGAAAAGUUUAAGGGGUGUAAAAACUUUUGCAGUCGCAGUAUCUGUAUUAAAAUGAACUUGAUGCAGUUUGUGUCUCUGUUCCUGCUUCUGUUCAUUUCUUCAUUUAUUUUCUGAAUGACUCCCUCCCUCCUCCCCUCCUCGGGGUCAAUCCAUGGGAAAAGAAAGUUUUCCUGCAGCCCUGAGAGAAAUCCAGUUAUUUUCGGACAACACGUCACCGGUUUUAGUUGCAGCCCAGAAACUUCUUUCCAUCAUCCAGCUCGCUUUCUUCCCUCUCUCUCUUUCCCUCUCUCUCUCUAUGAACUUGUUGCACAGCUGUGUUGUUCCCCGUUCUCACGCACGGCGCCGCACGCCCGCAGCGGCGCACACAUGAGCGGGCAGCUUGAGGAAACGUCAGCAGGUUUCGGCUCGCUGCGUGACAUUGCGGUGCCCGUUUUCCUUUCAGCGAACGACUCAAGGAUGGACGCGUGACGCACCGAGCCACAGUGAGGGAGCGUGCACACACGUCAGCUCGGGGAGGGCAAAGCCUGCUUAAAAUGCAGCGAAUGUGACAGCCGAGCCCACAGUCCAGACUACAGCAGCGCCUGGACGGGAAAGGUGAAGCGGGGCGGGGGCGGGGGGCACCAGCAGCAUGACCGUGGUGCCCGGGGAGAACCUGGAUGAGACGGUGGCACUGGCCGCGCUGUCCGCCCAGGAUGUGUACGACCCGGAGCGAGCCGACAACCAGGAGUGCUGCGAGCGGGUGGUCAUCAACAUCUCCGGGCUGCGCUUCGAGACGCAGCUGAAGACCCUGGCCCAGUUCCCCGCCACUCUGUUGGGGGACCCGCGCAAAAGGAUGCGCUUCUUCGACCCGCUCAGGAACGAGUACUUCUUUGACCGGAACCGACCCAGCUUCGAUGCCAUCCUGUACUACUACCAGUCCGGAGGACGGCUCCGGAGACCGGUCAACGUGCCGGUGGACAUCUUCAUGGAGGAGAUCAAGUUCUACGAGCUGGGAGAGGAGGUGAUCGAGAACUUUAAGGAGGAUGAAGGGUUCAUCAAGGAGGAGGAGCGGCCGCUGCCGGAGAACGAGUUCCAGCGGCAGGUCUGGCUCCUGUUCGAGUACCCCGAGAGCUCCGGACCCGCUCGGGGCAUCGCCAUCGUCUCCGUGCUGGUCAUCCUCAUCUCCAUCGUUAUCUUCUGCUUGGAGACCUUACCCGAGUUUAGGGAGGAGGCCCGGAUCUUCGAGGGGAUGAUCCCGACAAACGGCACCGCGGGCGCAGAGCCGCCGAACCCGUUCACGGACCCGUUCUUCAUCGUGGAGACGCUCUGCAUCAUCUGGUUCUCCUUCGAGCUUCUGGUCAGGUUCCUCGCCUGCCCCAGCAAGCCCGCCUUCUUCAAGAACAUCAUGAACACUAUCGACAUCGUGGCCAUCAUGCCCUACUUCAUCACGCUGGGGCUGGAGCUGGCGGAGCACCAGGGCAACGGCCAGCAGGCCAUGUCGCUGGCCAUUCUGAGGGUCAUCCGCCUGGUCCGGGUCUUCCGGAUCUUCAAGCUCUCACGCCACUCCAAGGGGCUGCAGAUUCUGGGGAAGACGCUGCAGGCCAGCAUGCGAGAGCUGGGCCUCCUCAUCUUCUUCCUCUUCAUCGGGGUCAUCCUCUUCUCCAGCGCCGUGUACUUCGCGGAAACCGACGACCCGGAGUCGGGCUUCAGCAGCAUCCCGGACGCCUUCUGGUGGGCCGUGGUUUCCAUGACAACGGUAGGCUACGGCGACAUGUGUCCAGUGACCAUCGGUGGGAAGAUCGUGGGGUCCCUGUGCGCCAUCGCCGGGGUCCUGACCAUCGCGCUUCCGGUUCCGGUCAUCGUCUCCAACUUCAACUACUUCUACCACCGGGAGACCGAGCACGAGGAGCAGUUCCAGUACACGCACGUGACCUGCGGGCAGCAGCAGGCUCCGUUCGGCGAGUUCAAGCGGAGCGACAGCCGGCCGUCGCUGUCCAAGUCCGACUACCCGGACAGCGAGGACGCGGACUCCGUCAAGUACACGAACUGCAGCCCGCACAAGGCGUACGGCGGGAAGCUGACGGACGUCUGAGGCUCCUUGUUUCCGCCAGCAGGGGGAAUGUUUUCAGUUGGAUCCCCUCUCCACUCAUGACACGGUCUUCCAUCCAGCAGGACAACUGAUCAGCCUCUGUAGCACUUUACUGUCAUUAGUGAGCAGCUUUAAGGUUUACAUUCUUCUGACACGGGACCAAAUUAAAACUCAGUUUAAAACUUAAAAAAAAAAAA
This is a messenger RNA of Poecilia latipinna (sailfin molly), 2432 nucleotides long. Its product is annotated as shaker-related potassium channel tsha2. The transcript has 2 exons. The record is from RefSeq and is a predicted model, not a curated record. The coding region runs from base 796 to 2238 and encodes 480 amino acids. Gene Ontology annotation, cellular component: membrane; voltage-gated potassium channel complex. Gene Ontology annotation, molecular function: protein binding; delayed rectifier potassium channel activity. Lineage: Eukaryota; Metazoa; Chordata; Actinopteri; Cyprinodontiformes; Poeciliidae. Gene Ontology annotation, biological process: protein homooligomerization; potassium ion transmembrane transport; action potential.